AUGCGGAAGAAUAUGCGGAAGUUAAUAUCCAACAUGGCUGCAAACAGAGUACAAAUGUAAGUAGAAGCUGGGUUGUGAAGCUGCUCUCUCGUAGCCCAUGGCAACAGAGGAGGCCGUGAGUGUCAGCAGGGCUUCGGCCUGUCUGUGUGUCCUCUGCGGGCUACCCGCUGCUGGGAAGUCUACCCUGGCCCGCCGGAUUCUCAGUACCGCCGCACAGCACGGAUGGAGAGCCACUGUGGUGCCAUACGAUGACCUGAUCCCAGAGCAAGCUUUUCGGACCAAAGUGGUCGAGGAUGGUGUUAACCUACAAGAAAUGCACACUGAAUGGAAGUCACACAGACAAGCAGUGUUGUACUGUAUUGAGCAGUUCUUGGAGAAGUCAGAAAUACUGCCAGAGGCACCGAGCAGCUCUGGGAUCAGCAUUGCUGCCUGGGAGCAGUGCACUCAAGCUCUGAUGGGGCCUAAAGGUCUGAAGCCACCUCUCGUCUUUCUACUGGAUGACAACUUCUACUAUCCAAGUAUGAGAUAUGAAGUUUGUCAGCUUGCAAGGAAGUAUUCGCUGGGUUUCUGCCAGGUCUACCUACAGUGUGAUUUAGAAUCAUGCAUCAGCAGAAACCAGAGCAGGUCUCAGCCAGUUCCCACUGAGGUGAUACUGGAGAUGGUGAAGCGGUUGGAGUCUCCAAAUCCUCAGAAGAACUCAUGGGAGAUUAACAGCAUUACUCUUAACAGCACAGGAACUGUGUCCAAAUCUGACAUCCAGAGGGUGAUGGAAUUGAUCUCCUCUGCACUAAGUAACCCACUAAGCAUGGGGGAAGAUAACAAAGAACAAAAGGAAACUGAUCGUCUGAAAUGUGCCAAUAGUGUUGUCCACCAGGCUGACCAGGCCUGUCGACGCCUCAUCUCCGAAGCCAUGAAAACUGCCAGAGAGAACCAAGUACCUCCUGAACGCAUGAGGUCUUUGGCUGCUCAGCUGAGUGAAUCCAAAGCAACGUUCCUUCAUAACCUGCGGAAACAUUUUCUGAAUGACGUGCCAUUUAUCCAAGAAGAGGAAAUCGACGUAGAGCACGCAGUGAAGAGAGCAGCUGAAAUUUUUAAUGAUGACUUGAAAGAAAUCUUGUCUAGAAUCAUAAAUGACAAAUAAGCUUGACUGAAUAUCCAAUGUACUAUUUUAUUAAAUGUAAUAAUUGAAAAUGCUUUUUAAAAAUUAUUUUUCUGCUACUAAGUGAAACACUCGUAAAUGGUUGUAAUUUAAUAACUUGGUAAUUACAACUGUGAAUGAAAUGUUUAUUUUUUUAAAUAAAUUCUCCUCAACUGAUUUCACAUGUCUACGUGACUUCUCUCCUGAUAUGGU
Oreochromis aureus is the source of this 1351-nucleotide messenger RNA. It is a transcript of the gene pstk, whose product is annotated as L-seryl-tRNA(Sec) kinase. Gene Ontology annotation, molecular function: kinase activity; tRNA binding. NCBI's taxonomy places the organism in Eukaryota, Metazoa, Chordata, Actinopteri, Cichliformes, Cichlidae. The transcript is spliced from 6 exons. The record is from RefSeq and is a predicted model, not a curated record. Bases 98 to 1141 code for a protein of 347 amino acids.